AUGUCCCAAGCCUCGGACUCCAAGCUUCGUCUCCCUCGGUUGAAAGACAGUCUUGCGAAGAAGAUCUGGGACAAGGCGGUCGUGAAUGAGGACCCUAAUGCUAGACUGGUCGGACAAUUGAAGGAAGAAGUCGAUACUCUGCGGCCUCGGACCACGGAAGGUCAUAGCCGAGACACCUGUGAUGCCAGUCUCUCGCCAGAGGAACAGAUCGGUGACCCCCAGAACCUCACCCCACUAGAUCGUUGA
This is a messenger RNA of Puccinia triticina, 246 nucleotides long. RefSeq lists its product as uncharacterized. The record is from RefSeq and is a predicted model, not a curated record. Bases 1 to 246 code for a protein of 81 amino acids. The transcript is spliced from 3 exons. NCBI's taxonomy places the organism in Eukaryota, Fungi, Basidiomycota, Pucciniomycetes, Pucciniales, Pucciniaceae.